GUUUAGCUUUAGCUCAUGGAAGACAUCAUAACGAGAGGACCACGAUUUGCGCAACGAGUUUUGAGCCUCGGCGCUUGCCUUCCUCCCUCCCGCGGCGGAGCGGGACGCGCGUGCGCCCUGAGUCCUCAGAGGCGGCUACGCGGAGCCGGUAGACAACGCGGCGCCUUCUCGUUCCGAGCCGAGUCGCGGGCUGCCGCCGCCUUCGCCGCCACCAUGAGUCGCAACUACAACGAUGAGCUGCAGUUCUUGGACAAGAUCAAUAAAAACUGCUGGAGGAUCAAGAAGGGCUUCGUGCCCAACAUGCAGGUUGAAGGAGUAUUUUAUGUGAAUGAUGCGCUGGAAAAAUUGAUGUUUGAGGAAUUAAGGAAUGCCUGUCGAGGUGGUGGCGUUGGUGGCUUCCUGCCAGCCAUGAAGCAGAUUGGCAAUGUGGCAGCCCUGCCCGGGAUUGUUCAUCGCUCUAUUGGGCUUCCUGAUGUCCACUCAGGCUAUGGGUUUGCCAUAGGGAACAUGGCUGCCUUUGAUAUGAAUGACCCCGAAGCAGUGGUCUCCCCAGGUGGUGUCGGAUUUGACAUUAACUGUGGUGUCCGCUUGCUAAGAACCAAUUUAGAUGAGAGCGAUGUGCAGCCUGUGAAGGAACAACUUGCCCAAGCUAUGUUUGACCACAUUCCUGUUGGGGUAGGAUCAAAAGGUGUCAUCCCGAUGAACGCCAAAGAUUUGGAGGAGGCUUUGGAGAUGGGUGUGGACUGGUCUCUGAGAGAAGGCUACGCCUGGGCUGAAGACAAGGAGCACUGUGAGGAGUAUGGAAGGAUGCUGCAAGCUGACCCCAAUAAGGUCUCACCCAGGGCAAAAAAAAGAGGCCUUCCUCAGUUGGGGACCCUGGGAGCAGGAAACCACUAUGCAGAAAUCCAGGUUGUAGAUGAAAUUUUCAAUGAGUAUGCCGCUAAGAAAAUGGGCAUCGACCAUAAGGGACAGGUGUGUGUGAUGAUCCACAGUGGAAGCAGAGGCUUGGGCCACCAAGUAGCCACAGAUGCACUGGUGGCUAUGGAAAAGGCCAUGAAGCGAGACAAGAUUAUAGUCAAUGACCGGCAGUUGGCUUGUGCUCGAAUUGCAUCCCCAGAGGGGCAAGACUAUUUAAAGGGAAUGGCUGCAGCUGGAAACUAUGCCUGGGUUAACCGUUCUUCUAUGACCUUCUUAACCCGUCAGGCUUUUGCCAAAGUCUUCAACACAACCCCUGACGACCUGGACCUGCAUGUGAUUUAUGAUGUCUCUCACAAUAUCGCCAAAGUGGAGCAGCACGUGGUAGAUGGGAAGGAGCGGACGCUGUUGGUGCACAGGAAGGGGUCCACCCGCGCUUUCCCGCCUCACCACCCACUCAUCGCUGUUGACUACCAGCUCACUGGACAACCAGUGCUUAUUGGUGGCACCAUGGGGACAUGUAGUUACGUUCUGACUGGCACUGAACAAGGCAUGACUGAGACCUUUGGAACAACCUGUCAUGGGGCGGGUCGUGCGUUGUCCCGAGCAAAGUCUCGCCGUAAUUUAGAUUUCCAAGAUGUCUUAGACAAACUGGCAGAUAUGGGAAUUGCAAUCCGUGUUGCUUCGCCCAAGCUGGUUAUGGAAGAGGCUCCAGAGUCCUAUAAGAAUGUGACAGACGUCGUGAACACUUGCCAUGAUGCUGGGAUCAGCAAGAAGGCCAUCAAACUGAGACCAAUCGCUGUCAUUAAAGGAUAGAGCCAAGAGCAGCAGAGCCUCGGAAGUGCCCAUGGACUGAAACUCCUAAGACAUCAGACUCCAGAGCCAUCGUGCACAGCUUUGACUAGUGGGGAGGCUGCUGUUCCAGGAGCCAGGCUCGUAGAAUAGCCUUCCAGGAGACAUGUCUCCAUCUGCAGCAGGGCAAAUGGGCCUCUCCCUCUUCUGUCCCACAGGUUUUUGGGAAAAUCUACUGGGGUGUAGGGAAGGGUCAAGAAAUUGCCUUACUCAGAGUGGACUUCUUUACGCCAAGCUGUUUCUAGCCCAGUAGGUAUCAUGAACAAUGUUCUAUUAAAUAUGGUUUGUGAAUGUUU
Molecule: messenger RNA, 2063 nt
Organism: Peromyscus leucopus (white-footed mouse)
Lineage: Eukaryota; Metazoa; Chordata; Mammalia; Rodentia; Cricetidae
Gene: Rtcb
Product: RNA 2',3'-cyclic phosphate and 5'-OH ligase
Exons: 12
Coding region: 16-1731 (571 amino acids)
Biological process (GO): tRNA splicing, via endonucleolytic cleavage and ligation
Cellular component (GO): tRNA-splicing ligase complex; nucleus
Molecular function (GO): RNA ligase (ATP) activity
Source: RefSeq, a predicted model, not a curated record